CAUUCUAUUAUCUAGUCUGUUCUCCAACCCCAGCUUCACUCUGUGUAUGUGUCAUUUCAAUGGAUUCUUGCAAAUCUCCCACACGUGGCUAUCUGACGUACCCAAUGGUAUAUUAGGGUCUGCAAGGUGGGUAUCUAUUGCAAAUCUGAUGCGUUGCUGCAAAGAUGGCCUUAAAGGUAAGUGAAGAGAAAUUCUACUAAAUUCUAUUGUAAAAGAAGAUGUUAUCAAAUUAAACAGAUAAUGUAUGUAGAACCUGGGAAGUGUAUGUAAAUGAUUGCUUGGAGAUACUCUGAGGUCUUGGACCUAAUGAGUUUAUUAAUAUCUAAAGGUAUUGUCCAAAAGCUAUAUUAUAGGUUCUGUUCACUAAAUUAUUUCUCAUAUGGAACCAAUUAGAGCACUAGUAAGUAACUCCAAUGAUAUAUCUCUAGCAAAGCACAGUCAUUUAGUAAUCUAGGUUGAAAAAUAAAUAAAUAAUGCCUAUAGUUACAUAAUUAGUGACAGUGCCACUUUGAUGCCCUGUAUUUUGACUUAAUUAUACUGCGCAGUGUUGGUACAGGGUUGAUGCACCAUGGCUUGAGAUUAUUACUGCAUGUGUUGUAAAGUUUAUAAUUAUAGACUUAUAGAAAACUCUCUCUUCAUUAAUGGGACACUGAAGUCACUAUAACCACUUUGUCUCUUUGAAUUGGUUAUAGUGCCUGGAGUGGCCUGGCACUGUCCCUCCAUUCAGUGUUGCACCAUAUUUGUGCAGUAUGCCACAAAAUAAGAGUCCCUGGCCACCCACAGUCCGGCCCCUUCUGUAUGUGUAGCUAAGGCAGAGAUUACACACUUCCUUGUUGUCAUAACCAUUCAUACCGUCAGUUGGAGCUCUGACAGGUUAAAAGCAGUCAGCUGACACUCUCAGCCAAUCACAGCUGACCAUUGCUGCUCAGGGUAAAACUUUCUUAUUAGCCAAAGCAGCACAGAGGGGAUGGACUGCCGGGGUCUCUUGUUUAGCACUAAAACAUUACAACAUUAAAAACUGUUUAAAGAAAUGAUGGCACCAGGGGACUCCAUACACUAUAACCAGUUUAAUCAGAUGAAGCAGAUACAGUGCCUACGGUGUCCCUUUAAUAUCUCAAUCUGAGCUAUAGAAUUUUGGGCGGUUUUGGGUUUGACAUUGGACAUGGUAUAGGGUGGGGUGAAGUCAAGGUGCUAUACAAUUUACCCUUGAGCCGAAGCCCCUGGUGUUUUUACCAUAAUUCCAUUAAAGCCCCCUAGAUUAAAUUGCCAUCGAACUGCUUAAAUAAGUAUACGUAUGUGCAACCAACUUAUUUUGUUCUGAGUUUAACUGGUCAGUGCUUCCAAAAACCUAGGUGUGUUGGAGAGUCCCACCAAAUAGUGAUCAAACAAUUGUGAAAUUUAGUGGAACACCUUGGCUACUUUAUUAAUCAUUGCUGAGACUAUAUUAAGCACCAUAAUCGCUAUAACUUCUUUUACUGGUUAGCUAUAUUUGUAAGCUAUUGUUAAACAGUUGCCUUGAUUGUGAUAUUCAUAUUAGUGUCUGAUUCUGGGGCUCCACCACUUUGUCAAUGAUGUCAUACGAGGAAUUAUAGCCUCCGCACUAAAUUGUAAAAGUAUUUGCCUUCUCUUGCAAGUGUCCUUCACUUGCAGGAACCGUGAUAUGACCGCGCAUGCACACAGCACGGUUCUCUGCCUAGCUGGAUUAACUGUGAACGGAAUUGGGCUAGGAAUUGCGAUGUGUGUAUGCUUUGCAGUUAUUACGUUGUGGUCUUUCAGUGCCAUCCAGCACAUAUGUUGAUCUUCUCUCCCUGUUUUCCUCCUGGUUGGCCCUUCCACAUGCCUACAACUGUGUGGCCCUAUAUGUGAUACCUGGUGCCACACACAUUGCCUAAAGAAAGAAUUCCAUCUAAUUUGCUCUGAAAUAUCUCUAUAUUAAUAUUCUCUAAGAUUAUCUUUCCAUUUACUGGUAGAUGGUUUAAUAUGUAGUUAGUUUAUAUUAAAGGGACUCUACAGUCAAAAGAACCACAGUGUAAUGGUUCUGGGGCCAAGAGAAUAUCCCUGCAGGCUGAGCAUUCUAAAUGCUGCUUUUUUUUUCUUGAUCUUGUUUAUUGACUAUCAUUUGGAUAGACAUCAGAGGGACUUCCUGGACGAGGUCCUCCAAUCUUUGCAGGACCUGUGUUUAGCGUCGCCAUGCAAAGCAUGAAAACACUAAACACUCCCCAUAGAGCACGGCGAUUUACAGCGUAAGCAUUAAAUUGGCAAGACUGAUAGUGUCAGCCAAGGAGGCAGUACAACAGUAUAGAAACCAGCAUGGCAAGGGUUAACUUAUUUUUGAAUGCACACACAGGUGGAGGUGAAGGGGAGAAGGGGACACCUCAGUAAUUAUAGAACACUACAGCAUUAUAUGUUUGUGUUCCUAACGCUAUACUGUUCCCUUAACACCUUAAUAAAAUCAACCAGCAAUAUACAAAAGAAGUGAGAACAUUCUUAAAAAAAAAAUGCUAACUAAAAUAAUGUUACAUAUUCUUCGUAAUGUAAGAAAAGCAUUGAGUGGAUUUAGUUGAAAGGUAUUAAAAAAAUACCUUAAGUGUAAUUCAAAACAUGAUUGGUAAAUAAAGAGACCCUCGGUAUAAUAUCAAAAUGUUUAAAUAAUUAAAACGCAAGAUGUGCACAUUUCUCAUUCUAGUUCUUAAUUAUCUUGUAUGAGUUAGUAACUAGCAGUCAUUAUUAGAGGCUAAUUACUUUGCCAAAUUGAUUGCCACCCUGGAGGCUAUAAUUUGAUAAAAAUGUAAUUAGUUGUCUUGACAAAUAAGCCACCUGAUGUCCUAUUACAAAUUCACUUCUAAAGUAUAAUUGACUGUUAAUUUUCCUAGUGAUAAGAAAACUUUUCAGUUUAAAUAAGAGCUGGGCAAAUAGAAUCCAUAGACUACGUUUGCCACAAUUUUCUGAUUUUAAUGUCUUCUUGAAGUCAGAUACAAAGCGGAUUCGCUGAUUUGGGCUUAUAAAUAAACUACAACACAGAGAUGCAAAGCUUGUUGAUAGAAGGAGGAUUCUGACUCCCAUUUUGGGAUCAAGAAGGAUUUUUUCUUAGAUUUUCUCACCCAGUUGUUCUUCAAACUGUGGCGUUCAGACACAGAUUUAUGUGAAUGGCUGAAAAUAAUGGACUCCAGUCUUUUCAACCUAUAUUAGUCUUUUUAUAGACCUGUGUAACUAUGUAACAAUAAUAAUAUGACACCUACUAAAUCAGAAUAUAUUCUGAAUUACUCACAGUCUGGGUCAAGUUUAUACAUGUAUCUUUGUCUCCCUCUGUCUUAAUAAAGUAACAUUUAUUUAUAACUCAAUUAUUAAUAAAGCAGUCCAUGCAAACAAAAAAUACUGGCAACUACAGACAUCAGGAUUGUGUGAAACUUAAAGAAACACUCCAAGCACCAUAACCACUGCGGUGCGCUGUUUCAGACCGGUUUGACAACGUACUUGGGAUCCCCUGAGUAUCAGUCGCAUUCUUCAUUGAGAUCCUUGUUUGUGAGUGGCAACUGAUUGUCCUCAGUCAAUCAGUUAAGCCCUGCCACUGCCUGGCUAGCUCAGAGCAGAGCGCUUCCGGUUCUCAAUGAAGGACAUUACACUUUGAUUACUUACAUUGGAUGGGUGCCAAUGAAAAUUCCCCCCCAUGUGACAUCACAAUGCCCCACCCAUAUGAUGUGCCAUAUGAACUACCACCAGUGCUGCACACAGUGUGUGUUUACAUUAAAAAGCGUGCAGGGACAGGCUAUAGACACCAGAACCACUUCAUUAAGCUGCAAUGGUUCUGGGGACUAUAGUGUCCCUUUAAUGUGAGGUAAAUUAUCGAUUAGUGUCACUAAUAAUAUACUAGAUUGCCUACUUACAACCAGAUGAGGAUGAUGAUGGGCUGCGGUUUGGCUCCACUGGUCUGGUUUAGAACAGGAUCUCUGGAGGCUGUUUGUAACUGUGGUCACAAAAGUCAAUGUUCUGGGGGAACGGGAAGCAGCUCAAUUUUUUGGGGCCCCUUACACAGCUCAAGGUCUGGGCCCCAGAGCCUGACAGUGGGUAUGCCCAUAAGGCCCACCCAUAAGUCCACCUACAUGUUCCACCCAUGAGUUUGCUCACAAGGAGUGGAGUAAGUAGGGCAGGGCUGGACUGGGAGAAAAAUUCGGCCCGGGCAUUUUUUUAACACAGCGGCCCACUAAAAAGGGGGCGGGGCAGAGGAGGUGUGUUUUGUCAUCACCAAUGACAAACACGCCUCCUCUCAAAGUGAGCAUGUUGGUUCAAUGCUCUCCCAGGGCAGACCAUGCGCAGAGCUCUGCUGAAGAGCUCUAGCAUGAGAAAAAAGUCCUGUAUUUGUUCUGCACAGUGCAAGCAAAUUUAAUAACAUGCUUGCACUGUGUUUCCUUGCAACUUGUCUCUGGUGUCUUUAUAAAUGGAUACCAGGAGAAAAAAGGCCAGGAAAGAGUAUCGUGCAUGUGUUUGGAGCCUGCUUGUGGUAUUGUGUGUAGAGUGAGCUGGUCGUGGUGUGGUAUUGUGUAAUAAGGUCGGUUUUAGUCGUGUUGUGUUUGUGGUGUAAUGUGAUGCAUAUGUGGCUCAGGAACCCCUUCCCGCACGGCUCUGGAAAGGGGUUAAAACUUACCUUUUUCCAGUGCCGGGCGGGGAGCUCUCCUCCUCCGAUCCGCCCCGUCGGCUGAAUGCGCAACGGCGGCAAGAGCUGCGCGCGCAUUCAGCCGGUCGCAUAGGAAAGCAUUUAUAAUGCUUUCCUAUGGACGCUUGCGUGCUCUCACUGUGAUUUUCACAGUGAGAGUCACGCAAGCGCCUCUAGCGGCUGUCAAUGAGACAGCCACUAGAGGAAUUGGGGGAAGGCUUAACCCAUUGAUAAACAUAGCAGUUUCUCUGAAACUGCUAUGUUUAUAAAACAAUGGGUUAACCCUAGAAGGACCUGGCACCAAGACCACUUCAUUAAGCAGUGGGUGGGGGCCCAAAAUACUAAUAAGGGGGGGGGACCUAAUGUCCUCCCCCAAUGCCCCACUCCUGAGCGGUGGGUGGGGGCCCUACAGUAAAAUAAGGGGGGGGACCUAAUGUCCUCCCCCCUGGCCCACACCCCUGAGCGGUGGGUGGGGGCCCUAAAUACUAAUAAGGGGGGGACAUAUUGUCCUCCCCCUCGGCCCCCACCCCUGAGCGGCGGGUGGGGGCCCUAAAUAAAAAUGUUACCCCCCCAAAAAAAAAUUACCUAUACAUUAUUAAUUAUUGGUGGAUUAAGUAACCAAUUAGAGUGUUAUGAGUCAAAUUACACAGUGUGGGAAAAUUCAAAAGAACUUUCUCACGCUGUGUAAAAUGACACAGAGCACUCUGAUUGGUGGAUUUCAAGCCAACCAAUCAGAGUGCUGUGACAGGAAAAUAUAGAGACUUACCUGUCAGUCUCUUAAUUUACCUGUCAGAGCACUCUGAUUGGAUGGCUGAAACCCACCAAUCAGAGUGCUCUGAGCCUAAUUGCAGGGCGGGGCAAGGCUUUAUAAGCCUUGCCCCGCCCUGCAGAGCUCACUCUGCGCGGAGCCCUCCAUGGGUGAAGAUGGAUUUUUUUGCGUCGGUUAUUAUGGAUUUUUUAUUUGACCUUUUUAGGGGCUGAAAAAAUAAGAUUUUAGAAGAAAGAAAACAUCAAAUGGUAAGUUUUAUUUUUUUUACAGGUACUUAGUUAAAGGUCCCCCCUUAUUAGUAUUUAGGCAUCCCACUCUCCGCUCAGGGGUGGGGGCCAGGGGGGAGGACAUUAGGUCCCCCCAUUCUAAUUUAGGGCCCUCCCUGGGUGGGGGCCAGGAGGGAGGACAUUAGGUUCCACCCCUUAUUAGUUUUUAGGGCCCCCACCCACCGCUCAGGGGUGGGGGCCAGGGGGAGGACAUUAGGUCCCCCCCUUAUUCUAAUUUAGGGCCCCUACCCACCGUUCAGGGGUGGGGGCCAGGGGGGAGGACAUUAGGUUCCACUCCUUAUUAGUUUUUAGGGCCCCCACCCACCGCUCAGGGGUGGGGGCCAGGGGGAGGACAUUAGGUCCCCCCCUAUUCUAAUUUAGGGCCCCCACCCACCGUUCAGGGGUGGGGGCCAGGGGGGAGGACAUUAGGUUCCACCCCUUAUUAGUUUUUAAGGCCCCCACCCACUGCUCAGGGGUGGGGGCCAGGGGGAGGACAUUAGGUCCCCCUUUAUUCUAAUUUAGGGCCCCCACCCACCGCUCAGGGUUGGGGGCCAGGAGGAGGACAUUAGGUCCCCCCCUUAUACUAAUUUAGGGCCCCCACCCACUGCUCAGUUGUGGGGGCCAAGGGAGAGGACAUUAGGUCUCCUCCUUAUUAGUAUUUAGGGCCCCCACCCACCGCUCAGGGGUGGGGGGGAGGACAUUAGGUCCCCCCUUAUUCUAAUUUAGGGCCUCCACCCACCGCUCAGGGAUGGGGACCAGGGGGGAGGACAUUAGGUCCCCCCCUUAUUAGUAUUUAGGGCCCCCACCCACCGCUCAGGGGUGGGGGCCAGGGGGAUGACAUUAGGUCCCCCUUUUAGUAUUUAGGGCCCCCACUCACCGCUCAGGGGUGGUGGCCAUGGGGGAGGACAUUAGGUCUCCCCUUAUUAGUAUUUAGGGCCCCCACCCACCGCUCAGGGGUAGGGGCCAGGGGGGAGGACUUUAGGUCCCCCACCUUAUUCUAAUUUAAGGCCUCCACCAACCGCUCAGGGAUGGGGGCCUGGGGGGAGGACAUUAUUAGUAUUUAGGGCCCCCACCCACCACUCAGGGGUGGGGGCCAGGUGGUUGACAUUAGGUCCCCUCUUAUUCUAAUUUUGGUCCCCCACCUUAUUCUAAUUUAGGGCCCCCACCCACCAUUCAGGGAUGGGGGCCAGGGGGGAGGACAUUAGGUCCCCCCAUCAUUUUACUUUAGGGCCCCCACCCCCGCUCAGGAGUGUGGGCCGGUUGGGCAAUAGUGACCAUGGGAAUUAGGGAGUUAUCUAGUAAGCGGCUGCAAGAGAAGUGCCGAAAUUCCAAAGUUCCAAAGUGUCGAAGUGUCUAAGUGCCGAAGUGCUGAUGUGCCGAAGUUCUGAAAUUCCGAGGUGUUGAGAUGUCGAAUUGCCAAAGUCUCGAAUUUCGGAAUGCCGAACCGAACCGAAGAUUUUCCCCAUGCACAUGCCUACUUUGUUUUACCUUUCCAUGCCCACAAAACACCUAUAAGAAGUGACUUAAAGGGACACUAUAGUCAUCAGAAUAACUUCAGAGAAAAGGCAGUGUAUACAUAGCUGCCUAGUAACACCUAUAGUGGCAGUCACUCAGACAGCCACUUGAGGAACUUCCUAAUCCAGUGCUGCAUGGUGUGAACGUCUCCAUAGAGAUACAUUGAUUUAAUGCAGCUCUGUGAGGAAAUACUGAUUGGAACAGCGCAGCAUUUUGCUGCACAUGCACAAUAGCCUCCUAAUGCUCUCUUUCGGGAAAGCAUUGGAUUGGCUGAGAUCAUCAAGACUUAUGAUCUUAGCCAUGGAAGCAGAGCCGUCCGUUCGAGACCGACACAGAUAUGGAGAAAUGUUGACUAAAAACACCUGUUUUUACUCCACAGAGAAGGGGAUCGGGGAUCUAAACUGUCACACAAGCACUAAAGUCUCAGGAAUACAUGUUUGUAUACCUGACACUAUAGUGUUCCUUUAACAAGCAUACUUCAAAACGUAUCUCCAGCUCUACUUUAGUCAAAACUUGGCUAUUUUAGCCUUCAUUUUGCAAAAUAAUUUUCAGUUUACUACACUUUUGAUGUUUAUUGAAUGCAAACAAAAGAGUUAGCAGCACGCUCGAUUAACCGUCUAGGAAUAAAGAAUCUGUGAAUUGAGCACUCCGUUUCUCUGUAAGACUGGAACGAUUCCUAAAACCUAAAUCCCAACAAUUAUUCAGAAAAAUAUAUAUUUAAGCUGGCAAUGGUUACAGCUAUUUAAUUUUAUAUCAGAAACAUCUCAGCAAACUGUAAAAUAUCAACAUCACAAAAGACCUCUAGCAGUGGAAUACAUAAACAUAAUUUAACCUUUCCAUGUGAACUAAAUGUCAGCUAUGUGUACUCAGCCGUGACUUGAACUGCUUCACCAAUAUGUCUGGCUAUUGCAGGUUGAUGUCCCAUGUGACAAAGCUCUGUCAAAAGCGUAGCACCAAACAAAAAACAACUCAUAUUCAAAUAACAACAAUUACAUACAGAUAAGAAUGAGCAAGAUUCUUAUCCUCGCUGAGAAAGAUUCUUUUUUUUUUGUCAAUUCUAUGCCAAUUUUUUCUUAUCACUAAAUCCUAAUUUCAGUCACUUCUUAUCCUUUGUUAUCCGCCUUGACCUCUAAUUCAAGUUCAAGUUCAUUAGGCCUUUCCAAAAUUAAUGGACAUCUUCUGAAUGGAAAAAUUCAAAUUGGCAAACUACGAUCCAUGUUUGCUGUCCAGAAACAGUUCCAAACUAUUACUUUUCUAUUUAAGUUUUCUUUGAUAUUGUUUUCUUAGUUUGAAGCUUCAUUCCCCGAAGGAAUCUGUCCAGGAUGGAGCGUAAUCGUAAAAGGAGAGACAAGCUUCAGCGAAAAUGAGUAAGGAAAUUGUGUGUUCACCUGUUAUUUUAAUCUUAGAAAACAUUGUUCUGAUGGGAGGAAAUAUUUCCCUUAGAGAAACUGUAGUUUUUUUGGGGGGGAAUUGUAAAUUACAAGGACAAUGUUGUGCACUUUUCAAAAUGUUCUUCCAUUUUAAUAUAAAUUGAUGUUCCUUUUGUGACAGCUUUGAAAUCAACUUCCUUAGUGAAUCAGGAGACCAGAUUGCUUUUCAUUUCAACCCUCGUUUCUCAGAGGGCAACAUCGUCUGCAACUCCUUCCUGGGGAGUCGCUGGGGUCAAGAGGAACGUACUGACACGUUCCCAAUGGAAGUCAAUGAGCCUUUCCUGGUAAAUUGUAUUUACACCACCACUGUUAUACCUUGAAUAACUGUUAUAUACCUUGCCGUUGCCCGUGAGUUGAGUUCAUUACUCAUAUACACCUGUGAAGAAGAAACCUUUGCAGUUCAGAAUUCUUCACAUAAUGACUCUCAUGUUGGUCACUAAAAUAUGUACAUCAUAGGCCAGACUGAGCACUCUGCUCUUUUGUCUUAACGGUUCCCCAAAAGCAUCAUCUUCUUUUCCAGUAGUGGCCUACACUUGGCCUACAACAUUUCAGUAAAAGAUACACAAUACUCAGUCUGAAAUACCGUUUUUCCCUAACUUAUCUCAUCUUUUUAUUCAUUCCAGGUGGAAAUAUACUCAGAUCAGGAGCAUUUCCAAAUAUUUGUAGAUGACAACAAGAUAAUGCAAUACAGGCACCGAAUGAAACAGUUUUCUGGAAUCACCAAAGUGCAGAUUUUGAAUGACAUCAACAUUUCCUCAGUGGAGAUCACAAGACGAGAGCUAUUUCACUGAAGCACACAAUUGUCAAUUCUGAUCUAUUAACCUUUGAGUUCCAUAGAGGUGGGCAAAAAAAAUGAAUUCCUAUACAUAAUAAAGUGAUUUAAUGCAUGUAAUAUUUGACUGAACUCAAAGCCACACAAAUACCAACCACAGCAAUUAUGAAAUGAACGUUUUAGCUAAUAUGCAAAGUUUUUAAAGUGCUCAAGUGAUUAAUUGCAAAGGAACACUAAUAUUUAAGUUGGCAAGAUCUUAAUAACGGUUUCCAAGUGGCCUUUUCAUUGCAAGAUCAGUAUCAGCUUAUAAACACAUUACAUAUCAGGAAACAUGUUUUAGAGCCAUAAAUCUCGACAAAGCAAAUACAGGGCAUGCAGCUCUAAAAACAUGGUAAGAAUGUUUAAUUUCAGAAGCAAAUAAUAGCGCCCACUUUAUCAAUGCUUUUUGUACAUAAAGGAAAUUUGGAAUAGACAGGGUUGUUUGUUUCUCAAUGUAAAAAGUAUUUCAACAAUAAAACCAAUACAAAGUAAACUGUGUGCAUAUUCCUUAUACACAUUCAAUAAAUAUUACUUUGCUCUUAAUAGACAGGCUAUGAAGAAGGCAGAAUCAUCUUAGC
Pelobates cultripes (western spadefoot toad) is the source of this 10020-nucleotide messenger RNA. The record is from the annotation of a GenBank genome assembly. Lineage: Eukaryota; Metazoa; Chordata; Amphibia; Anura; Pelobatidae.